GUGCAACAGUCAUCCGUGCCAAAAUGGCGGGAAAUGUGYCGUCAUGGUGGGAGCAAKUGACUUUACUUGCACCUGUACAACACGGUUUACUGGAAGAUUCUGCGAAUUAGAUAACUGCACCAAAAUCAAUACCAAUCCUGUUGGUUUUGGGGCCCGUGAUAACAGAUACGGCUCAUUUUCCGUCCAGCGGACUGGUGUGUGUAUCCAAAUCAAGCUGGUCCACCGAUGGGGUUUCUUGACAUGCAAUACGAGUGAUCCAAAUGGAAAGAAUUACUGGGGAUGCUUUGAAAAUGGGCAUCACGCAUWCCUGUCCGUGGUUAUCACCGAUAAUGGUAACAAAGUUCUACUACCGAGUUCAUUCCCCUUUCCAGGSACGCAUGCGUAUAACCUCCCAGGUGUGACUGCAUUAUCUAAGGAGCUGGUCUUUCCAGAAGUACCYGGACUGUUUCCCGUCACGUCUGGCCAAAACUACCGUAUUUGGUUUGGUCAAGACUUAGAUGACUUUUCAGAGUCCGACAAUUAUGGGUCUACCUAUGCUGACGUUUACUGCCUUUAUCAAUGAGCAAGAUGUCACUUGAUCGUAUCUUUCGGGUUCUAAAGAAAAACGUUUGUGCAUGCGCGCGUUCCAAUAGUUUUUCAAUAUCGUUCCCAGACCCUUAUUUCAUACUGCGCAUGCUCGACGAAAUAAUUCGACAAUUACUGAUUCAAGUGCAUAUAAGUGAGAAU
This is a messenger RNA of Actinia tenebrosa (Australian red waratah sea anemone), 726 nucleotides long. RefSeq lists its product as uncharacterized. The record is from RefSeq and is a predicted model, not a curated record. NCBI's taxonomy places the organism in Eukaryota, Metazoa, Cnidaria, Anthozoa, Actiniaria, Actiniidae.